CCACAUCACAAUUCACCCUCAUCCCCUUCACCAACCCCCACAGACUAAUCUAGCACACCCCUGGCUCUCUAAAUAUCCCCUAGCACACCCAUAUGCCACGGAUGCACGCCUCAAACAUACCUUACCAACAUGCCACAUAAAUUUUCCACGGUUCGAAAAGGGUCGUUCCGUCCUCCUCGAGUUGGUUGCUCUUUCCUCAGUUAAGGGGUCGCUCUUUCCCGUUUUACACGGUCGCUCCUUCCUUAGUUAAUGGGGCCGCUCCUUCCUUCUCGUAUCGAUCGUUCGAACCACCAGGAUGGGACCUUGAAAGCGGGGUUAGAGGAGAAGAACUCAUGAUUAUGAUGAGAAUGUGUUGUUUGUGAAGCCAGAUCAAAGGCUGGGAUUAUACGAGUAGUUAUAGGCACCAGGAUGCACUCUCACAUACCAUGGGCGCCUAUUUCCGACAAUGUGUUGGAAAUACAAUCUUGCACGCGACUAAGUACUGGAAACAUUGCACUCAUUAUCUGAGAUUAAAACUUGUAUUCUAACCAACAUUUAUAUAGUAUGUGGUGCACACCCGUGCACACUCGUACACACAUUACAGCGGAAAUGCGCAGAUGUGCGUGUGCUGAGUCGAGAUAGUCGGCACGUCCUUUUGUUAGUUCUCCAAAAUGAUCCAUAGAGCGUCGUGGCGCGAACGAAGCGAACAGCUACAAACCAUGCAACCCUGGGGAACCACCCAAACCUUAAAUCCUCUCUUUAACGACAACUUUCAUGAUCACAACGGCUUCAAUUCGCGACAUAUGAUACCCAGGAGUAACAGAUACAUGCUGUAGAUGUGCUGCAAGCCAGCUUCUCCAUUAUAAUUCUUACAGGAUGAAUGGCCCCGUCACAGCCUCGUCCCUAGAUGCAGCCGACUACGACCCAAUUGACGAUCUCAACACCAUCUUCUCCCAUCCCUCAACCCUCAGCUCCGUCGGUGCCGUCGGCGCCGCCCUCCAAACCCGCCAAGAUGCCCUCGACACCUCCAUAAACGCCUUAACAGGCACCCUCGCCGCCCCCCGCGCCUCCUCCUCCCUCGACCGCAUGUCCUCCGCCAAAACCGAACUCGACCAGCUCUUCCGCAAGAUCGAGUCAGUCCGCAGCCGCGCCCUCGAGACCGAGCAUACAAUCACCAGCAUGACAGCCGACAUCAAGCGACUCGACCACACCAAGCGGAACCUGACGCUCUCCAUGACAGCGCUGAAGCGGCUACAGAUGCUGACCACAGCAUACGAGCAGCUGCGCGGCCUGGCGAAGAGCAGGCAGUACCGCGAGUGUGCGGGCCUGCUGCAGGCGGUGCUGCAGCUCAUGGCGCACUUCCGGAGCUAUCGCAGUAUCGACCAGAUCGCGACGCUGAGUCGGAAUGUGGCGGAUCUGCAGCGGGAGUUGGGGGAGCAGGUGUGUGAGGACUUUGAGAUGGCGUUUGCGAAGGGGGAGGUGGGUGGGAAGAGGGGGAUGUUGAAGGAGGCGUGUUUGGUUAUGGAUGCGCUUGGGGAUACGGCGAGGGCGAGGUUGAUUACGUGGUAUUGCAAUACGAUGCUGAGAGAGUAUAGGCAGGUCUUUAGGGGGAAUGAUGAGGCGGGAAGUCUGGAUAAUAUUGGGAGGCGAUAUAGUUGGUUCAAGAGGAUGUGGAAGACCUACGAUGACGAGCAUGCGGCUAUCUUCCCCCUCAGCUGGAGAGUCAACGAGAUGCUCGCGAACGCCUUCUGCGAAGGGACCAGAGAAGACUACAAAGCGAUCCUCGAGAAAAGCACAAGGCGCACAGACGGCAACACCCUCGACGUCAGCCUCCUCCUCCGCUGCCUCCAGGAAACCCUCGACUUCGAGCACAGCCUCGAAGCCAAGUUCGCCAGCGACCCCCGCGCCUCCCUCGACACCCUCAACUCCGAAGAGCGCGCACACACCUUCGACGGCUCCAUCUCCCAGGCCUUUGAGCCCUAUCUCAGCCUGUGGGUCGAGUCGCGCGACAAGCAACUCGCUUCCAUGAUCCCUACAUACCGCAAUCAGCCCCCCUUAGCCGAGGACGAGGAGUUCCACGCCCACUCCGUCCUCGCGUCAUCCAUUGAGCUGUUCCACUUCUACAAAGUCACCCUCGCGCAGUGCGCCAAGCUAUCCACCAGCGACCGCCUCCUCGACCUCUCUCGCACAUUCGCAAAGUACCUCGACGAAUACGCCCACGCCGUCCUCCUCCCCAUGCUCUCCCGCUCCUCGCCCGCCCCCCCCAACCUCAACGACGCGAUCCUCGUCCUCAACACAGCAGACUACUGGCACACCAACAGCACGCAACUAGCCGACACCCUGCGCCGUCGCAUCGACGCCGAUCUCGCCCCUAAAGUCGACUUCGCGCCGCAGGCAGACACAUUCAUGGGCGUCGCCUCAGCGGCACUAGUUGCGCUAGCUAGACGUGUGGAUGCUGCCGCGGAGCCGGCGUGGAGGGAGAUGCGGAAUACGAAUUGGAGCCGUAUGGAGAGCGUGGGGGAUCAAUCGAGUUAUGUGGGUGAGCUUGUGAGGAGGGUGGAGGCGAGUGCGGGGGAGACGUUGGCGCUGUUGCAGAAACCGGGGUAUGCGAGGGCGUUUGCGGAUAAGGUUGUUGAGGGGGUGGUGCAGGCUUAUGUGGGGACUAUUGUUGCUUGUCGGCCGAUUUCUGAGGUGGGAGCUGAGCAGCUACUCCUCGACAAAUACGUCCUAACAUCCUCCCUCACCUCCCUCCUCCCCCCCAACCCCUCCUUCCAAAAACGCGUCGCCCUCUCCCUCGCCCGCCUCGACCCCCUCCUCAAAACCCUCCAAGUGCGCCCCUCCCCCCCCGAAGCCCUCGUGCAAGCAUACCUAAUCCACAUCCACGACCGUUCCGACUCCAAUUUCCGCAAAGUCCUAGAUCUGAAGGGCGUCCGGCGUUCCGAAAUCGGGUCGUUGAUCGAGUUAUUCGGCGUCCAUAGAGCGAGUGCGAAGGACGAUGAUGGGGGAGGGGGAUUGGUGGAUGUUGACCCCUUCCUGGGGGGACUGAGUCUGGUGGCUGUCCAAACGCCGCCGAAUGCGCAGGCGGCGGCGGCGGCGGCGUUUGGGGAGAAGAUACUGGGGGUGGCGAGGGAGGGGGUGGGGAUUGGGGAGGAGGGGGAGGGGAAUUUGAGGGGGAUUGGGAAGUUUUUUAGGAGGGAUAUUAGUGCGUUUGGGGGACGGUUUGGGAGGGGGGGUGGGGAGGGGGAGGGGAAGUGA
Molecule: messenger RNA, 3234 nt
Organism: Pseudogymnoascus verrucosus
Lineage: Eukaryota; Fungi; Ascomycota; Leotiomycetes; Thelebolales; Thelebolaceae
Gene: VPS53
Product: vacuolar sorting protein
Exons: 4
Coding region: 856-3234 (792 amino acids)
Biological process (GO): retrograde transport, endosome to Golgi
Cellular component (GO): GARP complex
Source: RefSeq, a predicted model, not a curated record